This is a messenger RNA of Prosopis cineraria, 1615 nucleotides long. RefSeq names its product disease resistance protein RRS1-like. Gene Ontology annotation, molecular function: DNA-binding transcription factor activity; sequence-specific DNA binding. The record is from RefSeq and is a predicted model, not a curated record. NCBI's taxonomy places the organism in Eukaryota, Viridiplantae, Streptophyta, Magnoliopsida, Fabales, Fabaceae. The transcript is spliced from 5 exons. Gene Ontology annotation, biological process: regulation of DNA-templated transcription. The coding region runs from base 158 to 892 and encodes 244 amino acids.
GUCCCAAGUUAACAACUGUUUUCACCUUGGAUUUUCUCUGCGGAACCUUUCACUCUUGAAGGUGCUAGUAAUUAAAGAUUGUCCAAAAAUAAGUGCUUUAAUAUCUUGUGGAAAAUCCAAACUCAAAGAAGGUACUUUCCUUCCUAAAUUGAGAACAAUGACACUUCUCCAUCUUCCUGCAUUGAUCAGUAUUUCCAAUGGAUUAUGCAUGGGUCCAAGUUUAGAAAAGAUUGGAAUUUAUGAUUGCCCGAAGCUUCAUAGCCUUCCAAAAAUGUUACUGUCAGUUCAAAAUUUGAAAGUCAUUAAGGGAGCAACCAAGUGGUGGGAGGCAUUGGCAUGGAACAAAGAAGAAUGGGGAAUAAAGGGUCGGCCAUAUAUGUUCGAUUCCAUCUUUUCUCCAAUUGAUGAACAGGCUGACAUUAUGAGCCAAUUGGACACGGAUGGUGAUCAGACCGUGAAAACAUGGAAAAAGGUAUCUCCAUCUUUUGAAGAUGGACAUAGUUGGAGGAAAUAUGACCAGAGAGUCAAUAUCAAUUCCCUAUUUCCAAGAGAAUAUUUCAGAUGCACACAUAAAUACCGUCAAGGUUGUCAAGCUAUCAAACAGGUGCAGGGAAUUGAUGAGAAGCCUUACCUUUACAGUAUCACCUAUAUUGGUGGUCAUACUUGCACACAAGCCUCCAAUGUAACAGAUUCCUCCAUGAUUAAUCAGGCUGACUUAACGAAUCAAUUUGGAGAUGAUAUCGAUGACAAUCCAGAGUUCCCAAAUUCAUGGAAAUCAUCAAUUCAAAGUGGUGGCUUGGUCCCUCCACAUGGAGCCUGUUGUUUUCAGCCUUAUGACGUCAAUCGAUGCCCGGAAGUAGGCCCAACGGGCCUCGUGAUUAUCGAGCCGUGAAACUACAAUUGGGAAGAGAGUGGACGAGCAAUGGUGGGAUGAAGACCGAGGGAAUAACUCACUGAAAAUGCAAUGUUUGAGGAAAAAGGAGAAACGAAACUUCAAUAAUUAAUUUGUGUGUGAUGCGUCAAAAGAAGCCUUACAACCCGCUCCAAGUCUCCAGACGAUGGAUACAGUUGGAGGAAAUUUGGCCAGAAGGACACUCUUGGAGCCAAAUUUCCAAGAGGAUACUACAGAUGCACUCACAAGGGUUGCCUAGCUGACAAAGAGGUGCAGAGAGAUGACGAGGAGCCUAGCCUUUACAAUAUCACCUAUCGUGGCCGUCACACUUGCAGACAAACCUCUAGUGCAACAAAUUCCUCCAUCAAUAAUGAGGCUGACUUAAUGACUCAAUCUAGGGUAGAUGAUGAUGAUCUAGUGGGAGGAUCUUUGGGGACCAAAAGCCAGUUACUGACAUAAGCAGCAGGCGAAGUGACGGUCGCAUAGUAGCUUCCCGUGUAACAAAUUCUACUCCAAGUUUCAGUGGAAAUCAGAGGGGCAAGUCAGCCUCCGAUUCAGAUCUAGAGUUUCUUCAAUGGGCUUAUCUAGACUUAAGUUUUGACACAGCACAACUAUCCAGUUUUGUGGAAUUUGAUGACGACUUCCUUGUCGACAACACCGAGUGUUGAGCUGAUUAUGCUGACAUCUAAAAAUUGUUUGAAAAGAUGCAUUCAUAUUGUCCUC